UUUUCUUAGCAUUUUGCUUUUCCUACCCAACGUCUGUCUCGUUUCAGAAAUCUUUUGAGCAGCUAAUAAUGCUUCUUAACUACAGUUACAUUCAUUCAAAUUAUAACUUUCCCUGAAAACUAACAGUCACGCCCUCUCCAUUAUAAACAAGACACGGGGAAAAACUACACUUGAAUACACCUUUUACGUUACUUCAAUCUAAAAAUAAAAUAAUAUUUAGAAGGAAAUGAGAAAAUCAGUAGCAGAGAGUCUCAGCUAGUGCCACCUGAAUAUCUGACAAUCAUCACACUAACAAAAACCUACAUCCCGUAAUGGAUCCUAAAACUAGGGAGGCGGCAGCCCAAACGCCUUUCUAAAAAACUUCAGUAUGUCAAUUCCAAUGACGGUUCUGAGCUUCUAUGUUGUUGUCAUUAGAAUUCCCGAAGCAAAAUAAGGAAAAAAAGGAAAAAACUCAGAAAGAAACAAUGAAAAUGGGGUCACAGGAACAUCAACACCCAAUAAUUAUAUUCGAUGCAUGGAUGCGGGAGGCUGGGGAAGCAAAGCAAUUGGUAGAUGAAAUUGAGUCUCAUAUCAGGGAACGCGAUUCUGUGAUGGCAGCAGGGGCAGAUCCUUCUUAUCAUGUCUUGACAGCAGCCAGGCGUAAGCUCAUGGUGGUCGGCACCAAACUAGAUCGCCUCGAAUCUCUUAUCCACAACCCACCAACUAAGCCCAUAUUGAGUGAGAGGGAUUUACACAGCCGGAAAAAUAUGAUACUUGAUAUGCGGCAACAAUUAAAGCAAUUGGCACUCAGUCUAUGCACCUUGCAGUCUUCCAAGAAGUCUAGUGUCCAGGAUGCUAAAGCUAAUUUGCAGUUGGAGAAAGAGAAAGUUACUUGUCCCAAUAACAGCAAUCUUAGUUAUUUUCAAGGGCAAAAUGUGAAAGACAAAGAGCCUCUUUGUUCUGAGACUGACAAGAAGCAUAUGGUGAUAUCCGUUGAGGAGGAAAGCAACUUGCAGAUUCCACUUCUGGAGUCUGUGGAUAAGGAUGGCAACUCUAAUCAGUCUUCACAGGGGGUGCAUAAAAGCUUUUUGCUUGGGAGCAGAUGUUCUGAGAAGUGUCAGUUGAUGAUCAACUUGUUUCUAUUAAUAGUUGCAAUUGUGAUCAUAGUUUUUAUCAUUGUGGCCGCCAUCAAAUCAAUUUAACUAAUUCUUUCAUUCAUUGUAAUUAAGUUUAGGCUUUCCCAUUUGGGCAUUUUUGUAUGUAUGUUAAGCCUACACUGGCUGAUGUAUCAUAGUUUCCAGAUCUAUAUGUAAAGGUGUAUAUUAUGUUUUUUUAUCUAAAUAAAAAAAGUAUCAAACCAUAACA
This is a messenger RNA of Cryptomeria japonica (Japanese cedar), 1344 nucleotides long. RefSeq lists its product as uncharacterized. The transcript has 6 exons. The record is from RefSeq and is a predicted model, not a curated record. Bases 399 to 1181 code for a protein of 260 amino acids. Lineage: Eukaryota; Viridiplantae; Streptophyta; Pinopsida; Cupressales; Cupressaceae.